This is a messenger RNA of Melampsora larici-populina 98AG31, 696 nucleotides long. RefSeq lists its product as uncharacterized. The record is from RefSeq and is a predicted model, not a curated record. Lineage: Eukaryota; Fungi; Basidiomycota; Pucciniomycetes; Pucciniales; Melampsoraceae. The coding region runs from base 1 to 696 and encodes 231 amino acids. The transcript is spliced from 2 exons.
AUGCCCAUUCCAACGAUAGUCACCAAAGCGCACCGCCCUGUCAUUGCGGCCUUGGUUCAGGAAGGUCUCACCAACCAGCAGAUCCAACACGAACUAUCAACUCACCAUGAUGUUCACUGUUUGCUCAGUACCAUCGCACGUGCCCGCUCCAACUGGAACUUACAGAUACGACCCAAUGCUGAGACUCAAGACUUCAAGAAUGAUCUCAUCACAUUCUAUCACGGUCAAGGUUUCGUGGCAGAGCAUCUCAUCGCAAUCCUUGAAGAGCGACAUGGAUUCAGCAUCUCACAGCGAACUCUGGCGCGACGCUGCAAGAGCCUUGGUCUACAACGCCGGAAAGACGAUGUGGACCAAGGGCGUGUUACCUUAGAUGACAUUGCUAACUUGAUUCAACAUGCUAAGCAGCGCGCCGAUGGCAAGCGAGCUGGAUAUCGUCGUGUUCAUCACAUUCUCCGGAACCAGUACCGUGUUUCUGUUCAUCGUGAGUUCGUCACUGCAGCGCAAGAUUCCCUGCAUAUUCUUCCAGCUGCUAUCAAUAUGGAAACUGCGUGGCCUGCAUUCCACAAGAUUCUCGCAUUCAUGCGCGCAUACGAUGCAGCAUUACUCGAGAUUCCGGCAGAUCAACCUCGAGCCCCAACCAACCACGAACAAGCCGUCAUUGCGGUCCACACCCGAUUUGGUCGACUUCCACGUUAG